Messenger RNA from Cordyceps fumosorosea ARSEF 2679, 717 nucleotides. RefSeq names its product Dienelactone hydrolase. The transcript is spliced from 2 exons. The record is from RefSeq and is a predicted model, not a curated record. Bases 1 to 717 code for a protein of 238 amino acids. Gene Ontology annotation, molecular function: hydrolase activity. NCBI's taxonomy places the organism in Eukaryota, Fungi, Ascomycota, Sordariomycetes, Hypocreales, Cordycipitaceae.
AUGGAGGUAAGGGGCGAGCCCAAGGGUAAAAUCAUCAAAAUCGACAACACCAUCGAGGCCUACGUCGCCACGCCCGCCGAGAAGACGGAGCGCAAAGACGUCGGCAUCCUGUACCUGCCCGACGUCAUCGGCAUCUGGCAGAACAGCAAGCUCAUGGCCGACGCCUUCGCUGAGCGUGGCUACCUGACGGUCGUGCUCGACCUCUUCAACGGCGACCCCGUGCCGGUCAACCGCCCUGAGGGCUUUGAGCUCAGCACCUGGCUCGCGCACGGCAGCUCCGGCGACAACCCACACACCAAGGAGGCCGUGGACCCCAUCGUCGUCAAGGGCAUCGAGGCGCUGCGCGGCAUGGGCGUGAAGCACAUUGGCGCGGUGGGCUACUGCUUCGGCGCCAAGUACGUCGUCCGCCACUACAAGGACGGCAUCGAGGUUGGCUACUCGGCGCACCCGUCGUUUGUCGACGAGGACGAGCUGGCCGCCAUCACGGGCCCGUUUGCCAUUUCCGCCGCCGAGACGGACUCCAUCUUCCCGGCCGAGAAGCGUCACCGGUCCGAGGAGAUUCUCGCCAAGACCAAGCAACCCUACCAGAUCAACCUCUUCUCGAAUACAUCCCACGGCUUCGCGGUCCGCGGCGACCUCAGCGACAAGCAGCAAAAGUUUGCCAAGGAGCAAGCCUUCCUCCAGGCUGUCACCUGGUUCGACAACUACCUGGGCUGA